Messenger RNA from Colletotrichum siamense, 1131 nucleotides. RefSeq lists its product as uncharacterized. The transcript has 5 exons. NCBI's taxonomy places the organism in Eukaryota, Fungi, Ascomycota, Sordariomycetes, Glomerellales, Glomerellaceae. The record is from RefSeq and is a predicted model, not a curated record. Bases 1 to 1131 code for a protein of 376 amino acids.
AUGCGGGGGCCAAGUUCGAAUGUGCACUUGGAACAGGACGACACUUAUCUGCCUGAGGUCUGGACGUGGUAUGCCAUCGGAGUGUUCGUGAUACUGUUGCGAUACGCGGUGCGAUUUCGAACUGUCGGGUUUCGCGGGUUUCGGGGCGAUGACUGGCUUGCUCUGCCGUACCUCGCCUUAUACUCGUUGAACGUAUACAUCGUCCAGAUUACGUAUCACACGGGCGGGAACAUCGACGUUACCGCGGACGCAGUCAAGUCUCUUUCGGAAGACGACGUUCGUAUUCUUGAGCUUGGGUCGAAGUUGGAGUUCGUCUCUUGGUAUUCAUACCCAGGCUGUAUCUGGGUGUUGAAGUUUACCGUACUGUUCUUCUAUAAGCGCCUGACGCUGGGAAUUCUGCGACGAAAGACACUCAUCACGUUGUUUUGGUUGUGCGGUCUGUCAUAUAUUGCUUUGUGCCUGACCGUAACGCUAAGUUGUCAACCAUACUCCGAUAACUGGCGAAUCCGACCACUGCCAGGUCCCGAGUGCACAUUUCGACCGCAGAAUUUCUGGAUGCUCCUGUGGCUAAACAUUCUAACCGAUGCCGCCCUCCUCUCGAUCCCAAUACCGAUCCUAUGGCACCUACGGGUUACCCUGCGCCGCAAGGUUGGAGUCGCCAUCCUCCUAUCAUCAGGCGUCUUCGUCAUAUCGACAGCCAUCAUCCGGGCGGUGUCCACACUCACAGGAGCGCCGUCCGUGAUCAACAUCAACCGAUGGGGCUUCCGCGAACUCGGCGUCGGGCUCGUCACCGUGACGCUGCCCGUGCUGAGCCCCAUCUUCACGCGGCCCUUCUGGCGGCGCGGGCCGUACAUCCGCGACUACUACGACCGACUGCGAAACCCGAGAUCUCCCAUCAACAACGCGAGGUUCGGCAACUGGCUGGGCACGAUGGUACUGCGGUACAUUGACGAGGAGGAAGGGGCAGUCUUCCGGGAGCCCGAUUCGGCCAAGGCGUUGGAAGAUGCCGGGUACCAAGAAUACGCACAGAGGGCAGGGUCGGUCAGGAAAAGCAGCAACGAGACUUACGAAUUGGAGACGACGAGCGGCGGGACGAGCGCGAAAAGCAUCACGGGCAUCGAACCGGCAUGA